GUUUGAGUAUAAAAGGUGCUGGUGGGUUCUUGGUAGAACCAUAAGCAGUUCAGUGUUCAAACAUCUCAAACAACCAACUCAAACCACCAAAAACCUCUCUCACAAUGAAGGUCGCCAUUCUUGCCGUUGUCCUUGCCCUGGCCGUCGCCUCGGAAGCUAGCUGGCUGGCUGGUCCAUGGGGAGCCACCGUUGUCCAGGCUAACAACCCGUGGCCGGCUGCUCACUGGGCUGGAGCCCCAUGGGGUGGAGCUUGGCCAGGUGCGGCCUGGGCUGGAGCUUACCCGUAUGCUGGAGCCGCCCACUGGGCUGGAGCUUACCCAUAUGCCGGUGCCCACUGGGGUGCCCCAGCUGCCUCGGUUGCCCACCAUGCCGGAGUUGUUCCCGGAGCUACCUCGGUGACCGCCACCCGUGGUGCCGUCCAUGUUGCCCCGCUGGCCGGACAUGCUGUGUCCCAGAAGCAACUGAACCUUGCUCCUGCCCCAGGAACCAUCUAAGAUGCCAAAUAGCGAUCAUCAACCACCUUACGCCAUCACCAAACCCAUCCAUCAAAUGUCCUUACAGGAUCACAGCAGGAAGAUGCUCAAGAUGACCACCUCAAAACAAACGGAUGAAAUACAACUGCCAUGCAUAGAAUGAUGAAACCGAAGUUCUGUGUAGUACGAUUUACUGUGAAUAUAGAUAGAGGAAUUUAUUUGCCUGUGUAAAUAUAUCAAACUCUCAAAACGUAA
This is a messenger RNA of Culex quinquefasciatus (southern house mosquito), 728 nucleotides long. Its product is annotated as adult cuticle protein 1. The record is from RefSeq and is a predicted model, not a curated record. The coding region runs from base 105 to 494 and encodes 129 amino acids. NCBI's taxonomy places the organism in Eukaryota, Metazoa, Arthropoda, Insecta, Diptera, Culicidae. The transcript is spliced from 2 exons.